Gastrolobium bilobum is the source of this 1495-nucleotide messenger RNA. RefSeq lists its product as uncharacterized. Bases 54 to 1373 code for a protein of 439 amino acids. Gene Ontology annotation, molecular function: oxidoreductase activity. The transcript is spliced from 8 exons. The record is from RefSeq and is a predicted model, not a curated record. Lineage: Eukaryota; Viridiplantae; Streptophyta; Magnoliopsida; Fabales; Fabaceae.
GCAGGUUGUCGUGAUCCAUUCACCUUACACCAUCUUCUUACUGAAAUUCACAAAUGGCUUCUGCUAUUGUUCGUAGAACCAUCACCCAUAGCUUCAAGAUCCCCUUUUCUUCUUCUUGGUGCUUCCACAAUCACUUACUGGCUCACCAUUCCUCAAUCCACAAGGCCGUGGAUGAACAACAUGAUGUUGUUUCCUUUCAUAGCCAAGCUUAUGGUGGUGGUGGUGGUGGAGGAGGAGGAGGAUUGCCAUCUUAUAUGCGUGGAGCUGUGUACUGGGAACCCAACAAGCCUCUCACCAUUGAGGAAUUCCACAUGCCUCGCCCCAAGGCUGGUGAAGUUCUCAUCAAAACCAAGGCCUGUGGAGUAUGCCACUCUGAUCUACAUGUUUUGAAAGGUGAAAUUCCUUUUUCCAGUCCUUGUGUUGUGGGGCAUGAGAUUACUGGUGAAGUUGUUGAACAUGGACCACACUAUGACGGCAAAAUCAUUGAAAGGCUUCCAGUUGGAUCUCGAGUUGUUGGGGCCUUCAUUAUGCCUUGUGGCAACUGCUCCUACUGUUCCAAGGGCCAUGAUGAUCUAUGUGAAGCUUUCUUUGCUUAUAACCGGGCAAAAGGAACCCUCUAUGAUGGUGAAACUCGUCUUUUUCUUCGAAGCAAUGGAAAACCAAUAUUCAUGUAUAGUAUGGGAGGGCUUGCAGAAUACUGUGUUGUGCCAGCAAAUGCAUUGGCUGUGUUACCAGACUCAUUGCCAUAUUCCGAGUCUGCAAUUCUAGGAUGUGCUGUUUUUACUGCUUAUGGUGCUAUGGCUCAUGCGGCUGAAGUGCGUCCUGGUGAUUCUGUUGCUGUUAUUGGAACUGGGGGUGUAGGAUCUAGUUGUUUGCAGAUAGCUAGAGCAUUUGGUGCCUCAGAUAUAAUUGCCGUGGAUGUUCAGGAUGAAAAACUACUGAAAGCAAAGACAUUUGGUGCUACUCACACUAUAAAUUCAGCAAAGGAAGAUCCCAUUGAAAAGAUAAUUGAAAUUACUGGUGGAAAGGGUGUUGACGUUGCUGUGGAAGCCUUGGGGAAACCACAGACAUUUGCUCAGUGCACACAAAGUGUGAAGGAUGGAGGAAAAGCCGUGAUGAUUGGACUGGCACAAGCUGGUUCUUUAGGAGAAGUGGAUAUAAAUCGUCUUGUUCGUAGAAAGAUACAAGUUAUUGGCUCAUACGGAGGCAGGGCGAGGCAAGAUCUUCCAAAGUUAAUUAGAUUGGCAGAAACAGGUAUCUUCAAUCUUGGACAUGCUGUUUCUAGAACAUACACCUUUGAGGAGGCAGGCAAAGCAUUCCAAGAUCUCAAUGAAGGAAAAAUUGUUGGUCGAGCUGUUAUUGAGAUAAUUUAGUUUUAUAUUCCAAACAAUUCUGCUUCCCACACUGCAGAAUUGUAAAUAUGCUUUGGAGUUGCAAGGCGUUGGUGCCCUGAGAACACAUAUAUACAUGUCUUCUGCUUUGUUUUGCUAUCCUC